AUGGCUGCGAACAAUAAUUCAAUGACAAAUGCAUUCAUCUUGGUGGGAUUCACAGAACAACCAAACAUGAAGAUUCUCCUAUUCCUGGUGUUCUUUGCUGUCUAUCUGGUCACCACGGUGGGGAACCUCGGGCUGGUGGUCUUGAUCUACAUGGAGCACAGUCUUCACACACCCAUGUACAUCUUACUAGGCAACCUGGCUCUUAUGGAUUCCUUCUGUUCAUCUGCCAUCACUCCCAAGAUGCUAGAAAACUUCUUUUCUUUGGACAGAAAGAUGUCUCUCUAUGAAUGCAUGGUACAGUUUUAUUUUUUCUGUCUUGCUGAAACUACAGACUGCUUCCUCCUGGCAGCAAUGGCCUAUGAUCGCUAUGUUGCGAUAUGUAACCCUCUGCAGUACCACACCAUGAUGUCCAAGAAGCUCUGCCUUCAGAUGACCACAGGAGCCUACAUAGCAGGAAACCUGCAUUCAAUAAUUCACAUAGGGUUCUUGUUUAGGUUAACUUUCUGUAGGUCUCAUGUAAUCAAACACUUUUAUUGUGAUGUCUUUCCAUUAUAUAGACUCUCAUGUGUUGACCCUUAUAUCAAUGAAUUGAUGAUGCUCAUCUUGGCUGGUUCAAUUUUAACUUUUACCAUUACUAUAGUCCUGAUAUCUUAUUUCUGUAUCCUUUUUACUAUAUUCACAAUGAAAUCUAAUGAGGGUAGAAGCAAAGCCUUAUCAACUUGUGCUUCCCAUUUUCUGUCUGUGUCAAUAUUCUAUGGUUCUCUUCUCUACAUGUAUGCCCAUCCACAUUCAGUCAAUGAUGGAGAUAAAGAGAUACCUGUAGCUAUUUUUUAUGCUCUAGUAAUUCCUUUAUUAAACCCUUUCAUUUACAGUCUGAGAAAUAAGAAGGUAAUAAAUGUGAUGAAAAAAAACAUGAAAAAGAAAUGA
Molecule: messenger RNA, 927 nt
Organism: Arvicola amphibius (Eurasian water vole)
Lineage: Eukaryota; Metazoa; Chordata; Mammalia; Rodentia; Cricetidae
Product: olfactory receptor 5K3-like
Exons: 1
Coding region: 1-927 (308 amino acids)
Biological process (GO): sensory perception of smell; G protein-coupled receptor signaling pathway
Cellular component (GO): membrane
Molecular function (GO): olfactory receptor activity; G protein-coupled receptor activity; odorant binding
Source: RefSeq, a predicted model, not a curated record